Pygocentrus nattereri (red-bellied piranha) is the source of this 984-nucleotide messenger RNA. RefSeq names its product PROP paired-like homeobox 1 (gene prop1). The record is from RefSeq and is a predicted model, not a curated record. Bases 65 to 757 code for a protein of 230 amino acids. Gene Ontology annotation, biological process: regulation of DNA-templated transcription; pituitary gland development. Gene Ontology annotation, molecular function: DNA binding; DNA-binding transcription factor activity, RNA polymerase II-specific. Lineage: Eukaryota; Metazoa; Chordata; Actinopteri; Characiformes; Serrasalmidae. The transcript has 3 exons.
CAGGUAAGCUUAUGUUGUCCAUACCCAAGCUUGAAACCACACUGUGGCUCAGAGAGGACCAGCUAUGGACCCCGUUAAGCCUCAUCAGCCGUUCUCUGACAUGUACUCUGAAGUUAUCGUCAGCUCAAGCGCAGAUGUUCAGGCUCCUACCAGGAAAGAGUCCACAAGGCCUGAGAGCAGUGGGGACGGGGUGAGGCGAGUGAGACCCCACCCAUCGCCGUCCCGCAGGAGACAUCGCACCACCUUUAGCCCCGAACAGCUGGAGCAGCUGGAGUUAGCCUUCAGACACAACCACUAUCCUGACAUCUACUACCGAGAGGAACUGGCUCAGGCCACCAAACUGAAUGAGGCCCGCAUACAGGUUUGGUUCCAGAACCGACGUGCCAAGCAGCGGAAGCAAGAGCGUGCCACACAGAAAGUGCUGCCAGUCGGUGUGCUGCCAGGGCGCGCAGCUCUUUUGGGCAGCGUUCGUGUGACCCCUGCAGGCGCGGCAAGGCAGUACCAGUGUCCUCACUCUCUGCCCCACAUUCCCAGAUUCUCCUCAGUGCUGCCCUCUGGUGGUUACUCCCCCCACACAGGAGCAGCCACACAGCUGGCCUGCCCUUCAGUGCCCACUCCAGCACAGCCCGCCAGGCAGCAUGAGGACUGGUACAGUCAGCUGUGCAGCAUUGGAGCUCCAGGCACCAACUUGCCCCAUGCCUCAGUGUUCUCCCUGACCUCUAUGUCGACGCUGGAGCCACCUACUCACUGGAACUAAAGCAGACUGAGAGGGAAAGCUACGUUCUUAUUAAGAGACUUAUUGCUCAGAUCCAGUCUUUGUCUUGACAGCUUACGUUCAUGUUUGUGUAAUUAGUACAUUAGUUUGGGCCGUCAUGCAUACAUUUCAUCAUCAAUUUAGCUGGCACCAACACGAGACUUUGACCACAAUGAUGUGCUCAUGCGCUCUGGAGGAAGGAGAAAAAAAUUAAACUGGCUCAAAUCCAA